This is a messenger RNA of Arvicanthis niloticus (Nile rat), 1172 nucleotides long. RefSeq names its product nitric oxide synthase interacting protein (gene Nosip). Gene Ontology annotation, molecular function: ubiquitin protein ligase activity. The record is from RefSeq and is a predicted model, not a curated record. Lineage: Eukaryota; Metazoa; Chordata; Mammalia; Rodentia; Muridae. Gene Ontology annotation, cellular component: nucleus.
UUAAAAAACAGUACUCUUUUCCGGUUCGGGACACAGUUGAAGCGACGACAAGUCGGAUAACCAUUCUUGAGAGAUGACAUUUCUCAGCUAGAGGUGGCUAGCUCAGCUGGCCCUUGCUUGGUGACAGUCACAGGAAGCCCUGUGGUGAAGGUGUGAAGAAAAACUGUCUGUAACUGCAGUUCCAGGGGAUCUGGCCUCCAUGCACACAUGAGGGUCACAGACAUACAUGCAGGAUGACGCGGCACGGCAAGAACUGCACUGCAGGGGCCGUCUACACCUACCACGAGAAGAAGAAGGAUACAGCGGCCUCAGGCUAUGGGACCCAGAACAUUCGACUGAGCCGGGAUGCUGUGAAGGACUUUGACUGCUGCUGUCUCUCUCUGCAGCCAUGCCAUGACCCUGUGGUCACGCCGGACGGCUACCUGUAUGAAAGGGAGGCGAUCCUGGAGUACAUCCUCCGCCAGAAGAAAGAGAUCGCCCGGCAGAUGAAGGCCUAUGAGAAGCAGCGAGGAGCCCGGAGAGAAGAGCAGAAAGAGCUUCAGCGAGCUGCAGCACAGGACCAGGUCCGAGGCUUCCUGGAGAAGGAGGCAGCCAUUGUGAGCCGGCCCCUCAACCCCUUCAUGCCCAAGGCUGCCACCUUACCCAACACAGAUGGUGAACAGCCAGGGUCCAGUGUGGGUCCCCUAGGCAAGGACAAGGACAAAGCACUGCCCAGCUUCUGGAUCCCAUCACUAACACCCGAGGCAAAGGCCACCAAGCUGGAAAAGCCGUCCCGCACAGUGACCUGCCCGAUGUCUGGGAAGCCACUGCGCAUGUCGGACCUGACGUCAGUGCGCUUCACGCAGCUGGACGACUCAGUGGACCGAGUGGGGCUCAUCACACGCAGUGAACGCUACGUUUGUGCAGUGACCCGAGACAGUCUGAGCAAUGCCACGCCGUGUGCAGUGCUGCGGCCCUCUGGGGCCGUGGUCACCCUGGAGUGUGUGGAGAAACUGAUCCGGAAGGACAUGGUGGACCCCGUGAAUGGGGAUACGCUGACAGAGCGCGACAUCAUCGUGCUGCAGCGGGGUGGCACAGGCUUUGCGGGCUCCGGAGUGAAGCUACAGGCGGAAAUGUCCCGGCCAGUGAUGCAGGCCUGAGCCAUGUCCUAAUAAACGUGGGUGCAAGCAGGC